AUGGCAGGAGAAGGAGAUCACCAAGGCAGCAUGAGUGAAGUGGCCAAGAGGAUGAAAGGAGGAAGAAAAGGAAAGGUGGUCCAACAAGUACAGAUUGAUGAUGAGGUCACUGAUGGCAAUGAAACAGAGUUCAAUGAAGCCAAAGAAGGGUCUGACACUGAUGAUGAAAAUGAGCAGUAUGACUACCAUACCAUAGCCAAGAUCAUGGAGGCAGUUCCCAAACUUACAUCAUGA
Ustilago hordei is the source of this 234-nucleotide messenger RNA. RefSeq lists its product as uncharacterized. Lineage: Eukaryota; Fungi; Basidiomycota; Ustilaginomycetes; Ustilaginales; Ustilaginaceae. Bases 1 to 234 code for a protein of 77 amino acids. The record is from RefSeq and is a predicted model, not a curated record. The transcript has a single exon.